Messenger RNA from Drosophila obscura, 1305 nucleotides. RefSeq lists its product as uncharacterized. The record is from RefSeq and is a predicted model, not a curated record. The coding region runs from base 127 to 1155 and encodes 342 amino acids. The transcript has a single exon. NCBI's taxonomy places the organism in Eukaryota, Metazoa, Arthropoda, Insecta, Diptera, Drosophilidae.
UAUACACUCGUACAUGUACUAGUAGAUCGUCGUAAAUUCGUAAUUCGAGUAAAUUCCAAUCAUUGUUAGCACACCUACAUUGUUAUACACUAUAACUACAUAUAUAGUGUCUGAGGAUUCGGCGAAAUGAAGAAUGAUUCGGACAUUGAGCUGCUUGAUCCGUUCAGGCACAGCAUGGAUGAGGUCAGCGACCGUUUCAAUGAAUACAUAGACCGCCAGAAGAAAAAGGACCUGCGACUCAAGAUGGCCAGCCUCAAGCUGCAGACGAAUUUGUGUGCGCUGAACUUCGAUAUGAUUGGCAUUCGACAGGACAUGGAGAAGUUGGAGCGAGGGCAGGAGCAGCACCAGCAGCUGCAAAGGGAUCUCAUGGUGCGCCUGGAGCCCGAUGCCAUUAAAGUAGCUCCUGCAGCAAAUGAGUCCCCGAAGGUGGAGACGCAGCACAGCCCAGCAGCGGAAGGAAAGGACGAAAUCGUUUGGAUUCGAUUCGGCACAAGCAAAUGCCCAUUUCAGAACUGUCAGCGCCAAGUGGACAGCCAGCUGCUUCUGCUGCACUACCUCUUCGACCACGAGCAGGAAGAGGCUGGCGUCCAGGAGUGCCACCGCUUGAUCGAGGGCCAGCGCGCGGUGUUGUCCUUUCAGCCAAAUAGCUGCCCCUUUGGGGUGAACCAGGUGCUGGGUCUGCUUGCCUACUGCGGGUCGAUGGAACAGCAGUUCGUACAGCAGAAGGGGCCACUGCAGAGAAAGGUCUACAACAGCUUCCUGCCGCAGCAGCACAUGCACCUGGAGAGCGACGUUCCCGUUGUGGUGCUCAUUUGCAAGACGAAGCCCAGUUCCAUGCUCUCGAAAACAUGUCAGGCGCGCCACAGCCAGCUGCAGGACAAGCACAAGGAUCACAUUUUCGUGAUGUGGCUGGUCACGCCCGAAAACAGGCGCAAGUUGAAUGCCACGCUGUACUUGAGCGGUCGCGAUGCCGCUGUCACGUUCGGCAGUGUGGUUCGCGUGCGGCGGGUCAACCGGAGCCAGGACACGCACUGCUUCAUGCGUAUGGAUACCAACUACUGGCGACUGACGUAUGCCGACAUGCAGAAGCUCUCAAACGACUUUCGCGACGAGCUACACCUGGAGAUCUGCCUCACAGAGGCACCGUCCACAUAGCUUCAUGUCCUUCCUGUGCGUACUUACACUGGCGUUGUCCUGUAGCGCUUUGCAUUUGGCCUGCUCGUCAGGGUCGCUCAGAUCCGCGAUGCGCUUUUCCAGCAACUGUUUUGAGUGGAAAAAAAAAUGCCGUUUAAUUACAUCAUUCGU